CCGUGCAUACAUGAUCUCUCUCUGUGUUUGAACCUCCAAGGCUUUUUCUGACCUGAGUGGGUCUGUGCACAGCAUUGUGUUGACCUCUGGAACCCUGUCACCCAUGGACUCCUUUUCCUCUGAACUUGGUGUGAAAUUCUCCAUCCAGCUGGAGGCCAACCAUGUGAUCAAUAAGUCUCAGGUUUGGGUGGGCACUGUCGGCACAGGACCUCAAGGCAGGAAGCUCUGUGCCACCUUUCAGAACACAGAGACGUAUGCCUUUCAGGAUGAAGUGGGUGGCCUGCUGCUCCACGUCUGCCAGGUCAUGGCCAAGGGUGUGCUCUGCUUUUUGCCUUCCUACAAGCCACAGAGGCAGCCCCCAGAGAAGCCCUGGGAGCUCUAA
Messenger RNA from Neolamprologus brichardi, 382 nucleotides. Lineage: Eukaryota; Metazoa; Chordata; Actinopteri; Cichliformes; Cichlidae. The record is from RefSeq and is a predicted model, not a curated record.